AGGCAGACGUGAGGCUCCGCCUCCUCCUCAGGGAGAGUUUCUCCUGGUCCCAAGGAGUCUGGAAUAAAGUUCUUCAGUCGCACCGGAUGAGCGAAGAUGAAUGAGGACGCGUUCGAGGUCCCGCAGAGGGCGGAGUACCGCUACCUGGUGCAGGAGGAAGAGGAGGAGGAGGAGGUGCAGUACGUCCGUCACAGACACUACAUCAGCCCCCUGCUGGUGCUCUCCAGGCGCUGCGUGCUGCUCAUCGGCCUGGCCGUGGGCGCCCUGCUCUCGCUCGCCGCCUACCUGGGCUACGUGGCCCAGACGCUGCCGCCGGGCGUCGCCCAGGUGACCACGGACUGCGGCCAGUUCCGAGGGAGACACAGAAAUGGAGCCUACUCCUUUAAGGGCGUCCCCUACGCCGCUGCGCCCGUGGGCGACCUGCGCUGGGCGCCUCCGGCCGAGCCGGCGUGCCAGGCUGGCGUGAUGGACGCCGGACGCUUCCGCGCCGUUUGUCCUCAGGUGCGCCCUCCGUCCGGCCGGGUGACGGGGCAGGAGGACUGCCUCUUCCUCAACGUGUGGACCCCCACGCUGGCGCCCGGCGCCAAGCUGCCUGUGGUGCUGUGGAUCCACGGGGGGCGUCUGCACACGCUCAGUGGGGGGGAGCCGGGAUUCUCCCCCACGGAGGAGCUCGCCGCCGACACCGAGGUGGUCUACGUCAGCCUCAACUACCGACUCAACGCCUUCGGCUUCCUGGCUCUGGAGAUCCUGAGAGAAGGUUCUCCAAAGAACACCUCAGGGAACUACGGCUUCAUGGACCAGAUCGCUGCUCUGAAGUGGGUCCAGAGGAACAUCCACGUGUUCGGAGGAGACCCCGAGAGAGUCACCAUAUUGGGACAGGGCUCUGGCGGGACGUCGGUUUGGACCCUGAUGACGUCGCCGCUGGCGAAGGGUCUGUUCCACGCGGCCGUGGACAUGAGCGGCUCGUCCGUCCUCGACGCGUCUCUGGAGCGAGCCGAGGACGACAACCUGGUGUUCCUGAAGAGGACGGGCUGCAGGGACCGGACCUGCCUCCGGCACCUGUCCGUCAAACAAGUCCUACAGGCCAUCCCAUGGCAGGACUACCCUUCCUGGGCCGCAGAAGACUGGACUGAUCUCCCCACCAGGGGGCGCUUUGCGGGCCCAGUGGCCGUGGUGGACGGUUACGUGCUGGACGCUCCACCCUUCCAAGUGUGGGAGAACAAAGGAGGCCACAGCGACGUUCCCUUUGUCGUCGGGACAACGGAGCAGGAGGUCGACUUCAGCCCGGCGGCAGCCAACAUCUCCAUGUGGACCUGGGGGGACUACCAGUGGUUUGUGACAGAUAAACUUAAGGCUUUCAGCGGGAAUCUCCCCAAAGAAGCGUUGAAGCUUUAUCCGAGCUCCGCCCUCUGCCCCACCGCGGACCGCUGUCCGGAGAGGGCCUACACCACCAUGGUGUCCGACAUCCGGGCCACCUGUCCCAGCAACGAGCUGGCCCGAAGGGCCGCAGCGGCCCUCCUCAGCCCAGUGUAUCGAUACGUGGUGACGCACACGCCCUCGGCGCCGGUGAACGAGUCCUCCGACCUGAUGCCGUUCGCCAGCCGCUUCUCCUUCCACCGCCUGGACGCCGUGACGCUCUUUGGCGGGCUGGAGAAUGUUCUGGGGAGACCCCCCUCCGAUCGGGACCGGAGCUUCAGGGACCUCCUCACGCGUCACCUGGUCCACUUUGCCAGGACAGGUAAGAUGAAGGAGGAGUGGCCAGAAUACCCAGCAGCCACUGCUCUCCUGUCCGACCGGCUGACCGCCGUCCAGAACUACUCGUCGGCUCGGUGUCGGCUGUGGAAGGAGAGCGGCAUGUCUGCGUACGCCUGGACCACCUGACCACCUGACAACCAGACCACCAGACUACCUGACCACCAGACAACCAGACCACCAGACUACCUGACCACCUGACAACCAGACCACCAGACUACCUGACCACCAGACAACCAGACCACCAGUCUACCUGACCACCAGACAACCAGACUACCUGACCACCAGACAACCAGACCACCAGACUAUCUGACCACCAAAUCACCAGACCAUCAGACUACCUGACCACCAGACAACCAGACCACCAGACUACCUGACCACCUGACAACCAGACCACCAGACUACCUGACCACCAGACAACCAGACCACCAGUCUACCUGACCACCAGACAACCAGACUACCUGACCACCAGACAACCAGACCACCAGACUAUCUGACCACCAAAUCACCAGACCAUCAGACUACCUGACCACCAAACCACAAAACCACCAGACUACCAGACCACCAAACCACCAGUGCACGAAACCACCAGACCACCAGACUACCUGACCACCAAACCACCAGACCACCAGACCACCAGACUACCAAACCACCAGACCACUAGACCACCAAACCACUAGACCACCAAACCACCAGACCACCUGACUACCAGACCACCAGACCACCUGACUAUUUGCCCACCAGACCACCUGAGCACCUGACUCACUCACUCGUUAAAGUUGCUGCUCUUUCCCCGAGGUGAUGUGAUGCAGCCAGACCCCCGUCCCACCCGGCAGUCUUUUCAAAAACUCACAAGCAGCAACUUCACGGGUUCAAGUUCAUUGAAUUGUGGAAAAUGUCUUUCUCCAUCUGAAAGCUUUGAGUCACGUUGUGUUGCAUGAAGACAACACAACGUGGCUGAAUAUUUCACUGAUUUUGUGUGACGCAAUAUAUUUCAGAACGACACUCCUUGGAAAAAGCCAAAAAUGUAAUGACGUCAUGUUUUCCUGUAAGACAACGGUUGGAAGUGGGCUGUUUGUUCUGUUUGAACGUGGAGAUCAGCUCCAAAUAUUCUUUGUUCCACUCGUUUCACUGAUCCGAGCUCUUUGUCCCCAGGAGUCACGCAGACUACCAAUGAAGAGGGAUAUUCUUUGAAAGUCACAGCAAUAGAGAACAUGGUGAUUUACAGACUUUUUAUGGGUCAGAGCCAUGUUUCCUCAUGUUAAUAUUUCACUGCACUCAUAGCCUAGUUUGUAGUGUGUCACCUUUUAGCAUUACGUUGUGUUGUGUUUUUAUGUGGCGACGUUAUAUCACUCGUUCAAUAAAUCGACACCACGUGA
This is a messenger RNA of Pungitius pungitius (ninespine stickleback), 3131 nucleotides long. Its product is annotated as para-nitrobenzyl esterase. The transcript is spliced from 10 exons. Bases 97 to 1881 code for a protein of 594 amino acids. Lineage: Eukaryota; Metazoa; Chordata; Actinopteri; Perciformes; Gasterosteidae. The record is from RefSeq and is a predicted model, not a curated record.